AUGCUCCUGGCCUCCCUCUUCUCCCGAAACCCCAGCCUCCGCCUCCUCCCCUUCGCCGUCCGCGCCGCCCGCGCCGCAAUGUCGGCCGACUCCGCCCCCAGGGCGGCCGUCACCGUCGAGUACGCCAAGUCCGCGCGCUCCGCCUGCAAGGGCUGCGGCGCCGCCAUCGCCAAGGGCGCGCUCCGCCUCGGCGCCCACGCCCGCGACCCCCGCGCCGGCUACGACACCACCAAGUGGUUCCACGUCGCCUGCUUCCCCGCCGCCUCGCACCCGCUCGGCCCCCUCGACAAGCUCCCGGGCUUCCUUUGGAUUAAGGAGAGCGAGCGUGACGAGCUACGGGCGCUUGCGGAGAACAACGCGAGCGACGGGACCGAACUCGGUGCAUCGGAAGAACCGAGCGCGAAGAAAGCAAAGGCAGAUCCAUCUUCGCCCAAAUCAGCAGUAGCAGAAAAGGGAGCCGUCUCUGUUGAGUACGCCAAGUCUGCCCGCUCCACCUGCAAGGGCUGCAACGCGAGCAUCGCGAAGGGCGCGCUUCGCCUCGGCGUGGCAGCCCACGAUCCCCGUGGCUGGGACAGCACCAAGUGGUACCACGUCGCCUGCUUCCCCGCCUCGUCGCACCCGCUGGGCCCUGUUGAGAAGCUCAACGGGUUCGACUCCAUUAAGGACGAGGAUCGCGUGGAGUUACAGGAGCUAGAGAAGAAUAAUAAGAGAGACCAGGCUGCAGUCGGUCCACUGGAAGUGCCAAGUCCAAGCAAAGCAAAUCCUGAAGUGGAGGUGGCAGAGAAGAACAAUAAGGGAGACCAGACUGAACUCGGUCCAUCGGAAGAGCCAAGUGCGAAGAAAGCAAAGGCAGAUCUAUCUUCGCCUGAAGCGGUGGUGGCAGAAAAGGGAACUGUCUCUGUUGAAUACGCCAAGUCUGCCCGUUCCACCUGCAAGGGUUGCAACGUAAGCAUCGCGAAGGGCGCACUUCGCCUCGGUGUCUCAGCCCACGACCCCCGUGGCUGGGACAGCACCAAAUGGUACCACGUCGCCUGCUUCCCUACCUCGUCACAUCCGCUGGGUCCUGUUGAGAAGCUCAAUGGGUUUGAAUCCGUUAAGGACGACGAUCGCGUGGAGUUGCAGGAACUAGAGAAGAAUAAUAAGAGAGACCAGGCUGCUGUAACUCCACUGGAAGUGCCAAGUCCAAACAAAGCAAAGCAUGAAGUGGAGGUGGCAGAAAAGUCGUCCCCAGGAAACAAAGGAGUUGGUACAGUAAUACCCUUUUCAGCUUCUCAUGUCAAGAAAGAAUACAAGGACGCCACCCUUCCUGCUCACUGGAAAGCUUUUGAGACAGUUAUUUUCCGUGAGCAGGAUGAUGGCCUUCGUGCUUCAGCUAAGAUUGCUGCUUUCGAUUUCGACGGGUGCCUCGCCAAAACUUCAGUGAAGAUCACUGGUGCAGACAAGUGGUCUUUACAGCAUAAAUCCAUUCCUGACAAGUUGCAAAGCCUGUACAACGAUGGUUACAAGUUGGUCAUAUUCACCAACGAGUCAAACAUUGAGCGCUGGAAGAAUAAGCGGCAGCAAGCUGUUGACUCGAAAGUUGGACGUCUUGAUAAUUUUAUUGAGUGUGUUAAAGUCCCUGUUCAGGUUUUCAUUGCAUGUGGUGUAGGGAAAGGAAAAGGCACACCAGACGAUCGAUUUCGCAAACCAAAUUCGGGAAUGUGGUGGUUGAUGGCAGAGCAUUUCAAUUCUGGAAUUGCCAUCGACAUGGAUCAGUCUUUCUAUGUUGGUGAUGCAGCUGGGAGAGAGAACGAUCAUAGUGACGCAGAUAUAAAAUUUGCUAAGGAUAUCGGUCUGAAGUUUCACGUUCCUGAAGAAUUCUUUGGUCCCUAGGUGUUCAUUGUGAUGGUGAUGGUUUACCAAAUUACCGUAGGCUGAUGUCUCGUGUUUGGAAACUUAAGACUAGCUGUCAGCGAGUUACUUUGACAUGGAAAUCUAGCACAAAGAUUGCUGUUAACUUCCCUUGGCUGUUCCCAAAUGCUGUUUGCGGGAGAUCCUAUCUUAAAAUACUUUGCUGUCAAUCGCGUUUACAUGCACCCACUGUCCUCUGAAUGAGGAAUCCA
Messenger RNA from Lolium rigidum, 2102 nucleotides. RefSeq names its product polynucleotide 3'-phosphatase ZDP. Gene Ontology annotation, biological process: DNA repair. The transcript is spliced from 16 exons. Bases 1 to 1872 code for a protein of 623 amino acids. Gene Ontology annotation, molecular function: zinc ion binding; ATP-dependent polydeoxyribonucleotide 5'-hydroxyl-kinase activity; double-stranded DNA binding. Lineage: Eukaryota; Viridiplantae; Streptophyta; Magnoliopsida; Poales; Poaceae. The record is from RefSeq and is a predicted model, not a curated record.